Molecule: messenger RNA, 2095 nt
Organism: Diospyros lotus (date-plum)
Lineage: Eukaryota; Viridiplantae; Streptophyta; Magnoliopsida; Ericales; Ebenaceae
Product: MLO-like protein 6
Exons: 15
Coding region: 131-1843 (570 amino acids)
Biological process (GO): defense response
Cellular component (GO): membrane
Source: RefSeq, a predicted model, not a curated record
UAAAUAUGUUACUGUGAAUGUUUAUAGGAGGUUUAAUCUCUUAUCUUCCCGUCUGAGGGAGCUGCUUCAUCGUCGUCUUCAAGACUGGGGGGACUUAGUCGGAGAUUUUAACUAAUUCCUGCGGAGCUCCAUGGCGGCUGGUACCGGAGGAAGGUCUUUGGAGCAGACUCCGACGUGGGCCGUCGCUGCUGUUUGCUUUUGUUUGGUUGCGAUUUCCAUCUUCAUCGAGCACAUCAUCCAUCUUAUAGGAAAGUGGCUGAGGAGGAAACAUAAGAGAGCCCUUUACGAAGCGCUUGAGAAGAUCAAAUCGGAGCUUAUGUUGUUGGGAUUCAUAUCGCUGCUGCUAACAGUGGGACAAAGCCUGAUUUCGAACAUAUGCAUAUCAAAGGGCGCGGGGAACACGUGGCAUCCAUGUGACAAGAGCCAAGAAGAAGAGAGCACGAAAAAUGGCGAAGGAGAAGGACACCGCCGGAAGCUUCUGCAGGCGAUUGUUUCAAGCCCUGGCGGAAGUUUCCGGCGCGUUCUGGCCUCGACUGGCACGGACAAAUGCGCCGAGAGGGGCAAAGUGGCGUUCGUGUCGGCCGAGGGGAUUCACCAGCUUCACAUCUUCAUCUUCGUGCUGGCCAUCUUUCACGUCAUUUGCUGCGUUUUCACCAUGGCUUUUGGCCGAGCCAAGAUGAGAAGUUGGAAGGCCUGGGAAAAAGAGACAAGAACAGCCGAAUACCAAUUCUCACACGAUCCGGAGAGGUUUAGAUUUGCAAGAGACACUUCAUUUGGGAGAAGGCACUUGAGCUUCUGGACAAACAAGCCUCUUCUCCUCUGGAUUGUCUGCUUCUUCAGGCAAUUUGUGAGAUCGGUUCCAAAAGUUGAUUACCUCACCCUCCGCCAUGGGUUUAUCAUGGCACACUUGUCACCUCAUAGCCAUACAAAGUUCAACUUCCAGAAGUACAUAAACAGGUCACUGGAGGAGGAUUUCAAGGUGGUGGUGGGCAUCAGCCCGCCAAUCUGGUUGUUUGCUAUGGUAUUCCUGCUACUCAACACCCAUGGCUUGUACUCCUAUUUUUGGCUGCCAUUCAUCCCCUUAAUUAUCAUACUGCUGGUGGGGACCAAGCUGCAAGUGAUAAUAAGCAAAAUGGGGCUGAGAAUGAUAGAGAGAGGGGAGGUGGUGAGGGGAGUUCCGGUGGUUCAGCCCCGCGACGAUCUUUUCUGGUUCAACCGUCCUAGCCUCAUUCUCUACCUCAUCAACUUCGUCCUCUUUCAGAAUGCCUUUCAGCUGGCCUUCUUUGCAUGGACUUGGUUUGAAUUUGGACUGCGGUCGUGUUUCCAUGAGCACUUGGAUGAUGUGAUCAUCAGGAUCUCCAUGGGGAUUCUGAUAGAAAUUCUGUGCAGUUAUGUCACUCUCCCUCUCUAUGCUCUUGUAACUCAGAUGGGUUCGACGAUGAAGCCAACCAUAUUCAACGAGAGAGUGGCGGCCGCCCUUCGGAACUGGCACCGGACGGCCAAGAAACACGUCAAGGAGCUGACCAAGCAGUCCGGCUCAGUGACACCGAUGUCAAGCCGGCCGGCAACGCCAUCCCACCACACCUCGCCGGUGCACCUCUUCCGCUUUUACCGGAGAGAGAUGGACAGCGUUCAGACGUCGCCGAGGAAAUCGAAUUUCGACGCCGACCAGCAGUGGGACACCGAGGGCUCGCCGUCCCACCACCACCACGUCGAUCUCCAGGAUUAUAUAGAGGAGGAGGAUGGCGGAUUUAACGCGCCGAGCUCGAGCGGGCAGGUGGCUCCGCUGCCGCAAAAGGAGAUCGGCUUGAAAGAUUUUUCGUUCGAUAGAAGAGGGGCCUGAGAGUAUCGAAUUGCUGUUUUCUGUACAGCCGCCGCCGUUCUUUCUUUCUUCUUUUGGAUUCUCUUGGAAAAAGGCUGCCCCUUGAGAUUCGUAUAGUCCAAUACAGAUGUCAAAUGAGACCAACUCAUUUUUAUUUUUUUGACAAUAAAUGUCUUAUUUUCAUUCUUAGUAUCGAAAUAUUUUAUUUAUACGAAAAUGUUAAUUGAAUACUCAAUUUUGAUGUUUUUAUUGACACUCAAUGUUUAUAUUUUA